ACCACAUCCAGAACGAGGUUAGUAUUGAUAUUACAGUCAUCAUGGCGGACAUGGAAGCUAUGGAUGCGAUGGGCGAUGAAAUGCCUGAUGAAAAUGGUCCAAAUUCUGGAAUGAUGGACGACGAGGAAGACACCGAUCACGACAACAUGCACGAUAAUAUGCAUGAUCAUAACAACGAAGACAUGAGUGGCCAUCAUGGCAUGGGAAUGGGUAAUGAGGAAGACGACAUGGGAAUGGGUAUGGGAGGUGGAAUGAUGGGCAUGGGCAACGAUAUGAUGAUGGGAAUGGGCAGUGAAAACCCAAACGAAAUGGAUAUGGGCAUGAUGGAUGGAAUGCAGAAUGAUUUUAAAUACAAUAGAUUUCCUGGACCCCGAGGCCGAGGUGGAUUUAUGGGACCCAGAGGCCCUGGAGGACCUAGAGGGUAAGUUACUGAAUUACUUGUAAAUUAGGUACUUGGAUAAAAUUUUCAAAUUGAAUGAAUUGUGAAAUGAACACAUCUGCAUGAUAGCCCUUGUUAAAUGAAGUAAUAAUAUGUUUUCAUUUUUCAUGUAGCACUUUCGGUUAAAAUGAUAUGAUUUAUUUUGUGAAUAAAAAAUCACUUUUUUUACAUCUCAGGGUUAUACGCAGCCGACUGCGUAUAGUAUAACCCUGAGAGUUAUACGCAGUCGGCAAGUCACGUGAGGUCUAUAUUCUUCCUGUGUUACAGUAUCAAUCAAUAAGGGUGACUUUGAUAUCGGGUUGACUGUGUGGUCGAAUGGUACAAACUGACCAAACCUCAAGUUGGUGGUCUUGAGUUCAAAUCCAGCUAACGGCAAGCCAUGAAUACACGUUAGUUGCUAUGUUUGUUCUCGAGAAUGAAGCUAAAACAACUAGGCUUAUUGUUUUACUUUUGUUUUGGCUAAAAAAUGUUAAAACAUGAGAAGAAUUAUUAACUUGACCAAUUUAAUGUUAAUAAUGUUAUUCUUAUAAUUAUCAAAUAUAUGUUUGUGUUGUUAACUAAUUUUGUGGCAGAUAAAAUCAUGUUUCUCUGGUAUAGUAAUAAAAAUAAUCAUGGGUUGAGAGUAGCAGGAAAAAAAUCGCUGUAGGGGCAGGGGUUCUGUAGAGGGGGCACUGUAAGUAAUACUUUCACACAGUUAUAGUUUUGCAUGGAAGCUGAAAACUGUUACAUUUAGGUCAUCAAAAAAAAAAAAAAAUCAUAAAUGAUAAAUUUAAAAAAAAAAUAAAAAAAAAUAGAAUGUAUUUCCUGAAUUAGUCAGUAAAACCAACCACAUGGUCAUAGCAACAUAUAAAAACCUAAUCAAUCAAAAUACAUAACUAGACUUAGACCAUGGAAAGGCCUUUAAAAAAAUCUAAGACUUAGCCUUAGGCUUAGACUCUAAGAAAUGUAGACUUUGACUUAUACUUAUAAUUAUAAUAUAUAAGAUACAAGCAAUAAUACUAAUAAUAGCAUUAAUAGUAAUACUAUUGCUAUCAUCAAUUUCAAUAUUAAUUAAAAUUAAUUCAUUUAAAAUUUUAAGUUAAACACAUUAAAAGUUAUAGUUCAAAACAACCCAUCAUGCGGCUAAUUACGUAUAAUACUUUUUUUUUAAAUUGCCAAACAAGUGAUUGAUAAACCUUAUUUGGCUAAAUUCCUAGCCGACUGCGUAUAACCCUGAGAGUUAUACGCAGUCGGCUGUGAAUAACCCUCAGGGUUAUGCGCAGUCAACUGCGUAUAACUCUCAGGGUUAUGCGCAGCCGACUGCGUAUAACGCUUCCCUUUUUACAUAGAGAUUUGGGCAAUCCUCCGAAGUCCAGUCCCAAAUUAUUUCGUAUGAAAAAAAUUGCAAUUGCACAGUGUCUAUUGUUAGAAAACAGCAGAAAUGUCAGUCAUAGCGUUUGCAAAUAACUGUCACUUUACAAACCAGUCAGUAAAUACUAAAUGUUGUCAUUGGCGCAAAGCAUUUGCAAAUAGCAGCCGAAAACAUUCUGUUUGUGACUGUUGUGCCACUGAAGGCUCCGAGUAGCUGGCGAACAGACUGCGACUAGUACCACUCUGAUAGCAGAGUUUACGUUUCGCUUGCAUCCAAAGUCCUUCAAUAAUUUAUGUGUGAAUGUCCUGGUCUACUGGAUCAACAAAUUCACGCUCCUGCACAAUGACAGCGUGAGCAUAAAUCCCGUUGUUGAGCUAACCGACAUUUUGAUAUCUUCGCCAAGUGUCCGUGACGAUAGUUAACUGUUGUCCUUGGUAACACAUGAUUAGUGGUGAUAAUGCGCUCGAGUGUUUGUGCAUCUCGACGGCCGACAGCCUCCAUCCAACAUCGUCCACUAACGCAAACAUGAAUUUCAAAACAGAAUGAUGCCCAAGACUUAUAAGUAAGGAGUAAUCACUGAAAAUAAUUUGUGACCGGACUUCGGAGGAUUGCCGAGAUUUGUGACCUCUUUUUACAAUUUUUUAACGAAAAGGCUCAUAACUUUAUAGCAGAGUGGACAAAUAAUAUGAAACUUUCCAGAAGUGUUCAUCAUCAUAUUAUCAACAUCUUUGUUGCUUUAAAAACUAAAAAAAAAUUAAGACCAAAAGUAAUUUAUUUUAAAACAGGAAAUAUAUCAGAGGCAAUUUUCCAAUAAAAAUUAUGCUUUAAUUUGAAAUGGAGCAAUAUCUGAUAAAAUAUUAGUUAAUAUGUCUAUUAUUGUAUAGAUAUUACAAUAAAACCUAAUAUUAAUUAAGAUGGAACUUGAUUGCUUGAAGCAUUAUAAAAUUUCUUGGGCUUUCUUAUCUGUCAACUAUUGUUAAAUAAUACUGUUUCCGGUUUGUCACUUUCGCUUUCGGACAUUUUUUUUUUUUUUUUUCAAAUUUAGACCCGUUCUGGCCAAAAAUAACAUUGUUAUGGCCAUCUUAGAGACUUGAAAUUUUACAUGGUCAUUUUUGAUACAAUUCUACAGGUACACCAGGUCGAUUUAAAAUGGGACAACGAAUAGUUUUCAAAAUAUUGAUAAAUUAGACUUAGCUGCUUUCUCACAUUUUUUUUUAUUUACGACAUACUGAUAUUACUGAAAACAAAAUGGAUGUCGUUAAAGCCCGUUCAUUAAAGUAAUUAGAACAGUAAUUCGUUCGCUGAUCCGUCGUUUCUAGCACGAAAAAAUAAUUUGUUAGUGAACCCUAUCAUCCAGCACACCAAAAAAAGCGUCUCAAAAUCCUAGGGGCAAAAAUAGCCUCAUAUCCAAGUACCUAUUAAUAGGCCUGGGCGCCCUGGGCCUAAACUAUUAUAGUUUUAUAGUUAUAGCAUUAGCUUAUUUAACCAUAAAUGAUGUGUAUAAUAAAGUUGUAAAAGUUCCUGUUCUUGGCUAAAUCUGAAGACUGCUGCCACAGCGUCUUUUGUGUGUUUAUUAUAGUUGCAGUGAAUUAGGGUUUAGGUUAGGUUGAGGGAUCGAUUUAGGGUUCAGGUUAGGCAUAGGGAUCGACUUAAGGUUCAGGUUAGGCAUAGGGAUCGAUUUAGGGAUACAUUUGUGAAAUUCGAUAAAAUAGUGGCAGUCAUCCCCGUAAAUUACCCUGUUCUUUACUGAGCAUUAAAUCUGACGAUGGAUAUUUUCCCGGUUAAUAUGAAUAUGAAGUAUGUUUUUUUGGGAGACCACUGACUGACUACUGCUGAAAUUGAAUUGAAUGGAAAUGGGUGGCAAUGCAAUAGCUUAGGAGGUUUAAUUACCCAGUAGGUAGAGUCCAUAUUAUAAAUUUAUUAUAAAUUAUCAUAAUUUUCCGUAUGCAAAAUCUCACAUAAGAGUUUGCAGUGUGCAAAAUGAUCUUCUGGUGACUGGAAAGGGGACACCCCUCCCACUACUUUAAAUACCAAAAUAAGAAACAAAGAAAUCUUUUGGGGAGGGGAGGGUCCCAAUUUAAAAAACUUGCAUUUAGUAUUAUGUGAACACAAACAUCGAAAUCUUUUGCUGUAGACGGAAGUUGACCUAACUCUCUAUACAAACACAGUUUGGGAAGAGAAAAUCGGCAGAUGAAAUCAGCUGACGACAGUUUUUGGGUUAAUACAGACCUGUUUACUCUUACGAUUUUGGCGUACAAUGUACGAUUUUGAGGUGUAUAAAUUAUAUAUACUGUAUGUUUAUUUUUUACUAUUAAGUUAAUUAAGAUAAUGUAUUGAACAGUUUUGUGAUGAUAUUGUACGAUUUUAAGAGUUUGAGGGUAAACAGGUCUGUUAAUAGGAAAAUAAUCAAGAUUUGUGUUUUUAAUUUUUGCGGAAUAUUAACAAAAACUAACUUAUAUUUUGUGGCUUUAUUUAGAAGUACUCUUAUUUAACUAUGUUCCCUGUAAAUAUUAUAUUUUUGUCUCAUUUUAUAAUAAAGUUAUAAGGCAAGCAAAAUGAGAGUCACAAAAUGUGGAGGUAAACCCCAUAGUAAAAAAAGUGGUUUUGAGAUCCCUACUAAAAAAUUCAUAACUUUUGAACCACUUAAGCUAGAAAGUUGAUCUUGGUGUUUUUGUAAUCUAUUCUCCAGGCUCUAAACAGCUGUAGUAUUUUUAUAUUUUAUAUUUUUAAAAAUGUUUUGAAAUUUUCAUCGAAGUGCCUACUAUAAGUUUAUAAGCUUUAUCAAAACAUCAAUUUCAUCUUUCUAGCUUUUAUAGAAGUUGGGUUAUGUUUUUAGUGAAUUUUUUAAAGCCUCUUCUUUAUCUCUGUAUAAUGACAAAAACUUGUGACCAACUUAACAAAUUUCUGCCGUAUUUUGCUCACAACUUUUUUUUUAUUAUAACAGAUAAUGUUACCAAAUUUUCAGGAGACAUAAAUGCAACAAAACUUUUACGUAACAUCAAGACCUGUUGUUUUUUUUUUUUUUAUAAUUUUAUUUGCGGGUAGUUAAAAAAAUCCUGAAAAGAAAAAUUGCUGUAUUUGGGAAUUUUAGAACCAUUUGAUUGUAGGGAUUCCAUGCACACAACCAUUAACAAAGUUUAGAAUUCUUUACCUAUCUUUAUUUUUUGAUCGCCAGCUUUCUGAAACAUACAACAGAACUGACCAAACAUUUGAGUUAUGAAUUCUAAUUUUUUUCUCUCUCCUUAUUAGCCGUGAUUUCCAAAUAUUUAUAAGUCCUAAAGCAAAAGCUCUUCUUGUCGUUAGUAUUCUUACCUUGAUAUCUAUUUUAGAUCCCCAAGUCCUUACUAACUAUACUUCCUAGAUAGGUAAAGUUAUCUACCUCUCGUAAUGCUUUGCCUCUAUCUACUUCUCCUAAUACUUUUCCUCUUAUCACUACCUCUGUGCUGCUAGAAUUUAUUCUGGAAAAAGCAGGACAAGUAUAUGGAAGUUUGAAUUAAAAGACAGGAGAAUAUGAUAUUGUUUUGACUUAAAGCCCUCCUCAACAGACACAACAAAUGAAAAUACUACAAGAAUUAGAAUAGUAAAAAACUUUAGUGAUCACCAUUGUUAUUGCUAAAAGUAGGAUUUUUCAAAACGAAGAUUGCAGGAAGUGAAAGAAUAUAUGUAUUUUUACUGUGAAAAGUAACGUCUUGAAUCUUAACGGAAACAAAUAUUUUGGAGAUGUAUAAAAUCAUUAGUAGGAGCGUAUUUGAUUAAUGCCAUAUGCCUCAAAGCUGAGUUAAUUCGUUGUCCAUUCUAACGCUAUCUGUGUUGGUAUAGGAAAUCAGUGCCGUGAGGGAUACAUCUAAAUGUCCUUUUAUGUUUAUCUCCGUUGAAAUUUGAUGAGACCGGGGAAAGUUUACUUAGUUCAAUAUCAUGGAUUUGUCACUCCUCUCAUCUUGGAUUUGUGUGGUGCUAAGAUCAACAGCCCAACUGUGUUUGACUGGUUCCCAUAGUUGUUGUAGGGUCCAAGUAACACAAGGGAAGAAAGGAGUGAUUAAAUAAAAAUAAAAAAAAAAAAAAAAGAUAGGAAGCCCAUGCCUGCCAUAUAUUUGAAAGAAAUACCCUAAAAAAAGGGGCCAAAAAAAACAAGGGAAGAAAGGAGGGAUUAAAAAAAAAAAAAAAAAAAAAAAAAGAUAGGAAGCCCAUGCCUGCCAUAUAUUUGAAAGAAAUGCCCUAAAAAGCAAGUUGAUUGUCAGAUGUUGUGUUUUAGAUAGGCUGAUAGAUGAAAAAGGAACUUUACGAUCUCUAUUUUUAAAGGGUGGCACUCAAUACUCUAGUGUGAGAUUUAACUUAUAUUGUUGCUCCUACUAGGCUCAUGGUCCAAUGAAUAUUUUCAUGUUAAAGGUUUGAAUUUAAAAACUGUUAUGACAUGACUUUCUUUUCAGAAUGCCACAUUUUGGACGACCUCCAAUGAAUAGGUUUGGUGGACCCAGGGGACCAAUGGGAAUGAGAGGUCCACCUAUGGGUAUGAGAGGCCCACAUGGAAUGAGAGGGCCUCCACGUGGACCACCUUUUGGGAGACCACCAUUUGAUCCUAAUUUUGGCCCACCUGGAAUGGGACCUAAUCAAGGAAUGCGAGGACCUGGUAUGAAUGGGCCAAUGAUGGGAGGACCGCCUGGAAUGGGACCAAAUGGACCUGGAAUGGGGCCCAAUAUGGGAGGAAUGGGUCCUAAUGGACCUGGAAUGGGUCCACCUGGAAUGGGUCCACCAGGAAUGGGUCCUCAAGGAAUGGUGAGCAAUUUUUUAGAGACUUUUGUAUUUUGAUCAUGAGCAAUGACUAAAUCAAUGAAUGAUUCAAGGUAGAAAAAACAUACAUAACCUAUCUUGUAACCACCAUAAUGCUUUAUCAACAUUUGAUUUAUUAUAUUAUAGUAUUAUAUAAGUUGUUUUUAGAAGUACAUACAGAUGUUUGUUAUAUCUCAGCAACACUUCAAGAUUUAGAAUAUAAGCGGCAAUAUUAUCUUCUAUUAAUCAGAAAGCUAGAUAAUAUUUUUGGUUUAUUGAUGUCAGCUUGUCUCUCUAUGAAACACACUUCUCAAUCAAAUUUUUACUCUUAAAAUAAAUUGCUCUUUAAAUGUUGGAAUAGAUUUUUACAAAUAAACUGGUUAACUACCAUGAGCCAGUGGGACCAGCUCAGCAUUUCUUCCCUUAUGGCCACGAGCCGGUGGUAGCGCCAAUGUUUGUAUCAUUAGUAAAUCGAGUCAAAUAUUUAUAUUAUUCUGUUCCCGUUUUGCUUUGAGAUUUUAAUUUACUGACAGGAUUUUUAUAUUCGAACCCCAUGCUAUCGGCACAAUGUUUUAAAAAACGAGCUGUUAAUUAAUUUUGACUUAAUUUCCAAGCUAGUUACAAAAUUUUAUUACUUGUUUACCGUGGCAAGAAAGGGCAGGGUUACUAAAGGUAUAUAAGUGAUUGGAAGUGUAAAUAUUAUUCAAUUUCUGUGUUCUUUGGUGCAUAUUUCUUAGUAUUGGAUAUACUAUUUGGAAACCACCAAAUAAAAGGCUUUAAAUGAUUCGGAAAUUUAAAAUUUAUACAUAAGUUGGCACAUUUAUAUAUAUUUUUUUUUUCUGUUGUAAAUACUAAUUAAACAAUUAUUUCCUUACAAAACUUAACAGUACAAAGGUUUUAUGUUUAUCUUAUGGACAAUUCAAUUAUCUACAAAAUGGUUUAUUAAUCAUUAGAAUAUGUUUAUAAUAAAGGAAACCGCAGCUGAAUUUGUCAAUACCCCUAUAAUGAGAAAAUGUGACUUAGAUUUAAAAUAUGUCAUAGCAGGUUUUUCAAUAUGGUUGCUAAUCAGAUAGCAUUCACUUCGUCUUGUGUAAUAUUAACUAUCUUUGUACAGGAAAGUAUUAUAAAUAAAUACACCGCUACUAAUUUCAGAGCAUGAACACUGCUAAAGUAAGUUGGAAAAUUGAAGGCUAAUUUUCUUACUAUACAUAAAGUAUAUUUCAUGUUUCAUGUUUGCUUUAAAAUUACGUUCAUUUAAAAAAAAAUUAUUUUAAAAUCUCUUCUAAUACUGCACAUGUAUUAUUUUAUUUAAUGUUUGAAAAACCAUUCAUUACCAUCAAUUUAUUUUUAAUUGUUUCUACUGGCAUAUUAUUUUAUUGGGUUGGCUUAUGAGCGGGUCAUACAUCUUGCAGGCUUUCCCGGCUAAAACUAAGUGGGUUGGCUUAUGGAUGAACGGGCUUAUAAAUGAGUAUAUACAUAAAUAAUUUUUUUAAAUUCGUACUUAAAUUAAAAUGGCUGAUUAACAAUAAGUAUUGAAAAGAUUUGCUUUCAGAAAACCACUAAGAGUUCAUUAUCUUACAAAAUAUUUUUAUUUAUCAAAAUAUUCAAGAUGGUUUAUUUCAUUGAUAGUACUUAUCAUUAAAUUUAAAAUAAACCAUGCCAAUAUGUUCAUAGAUUAUUUUGUGAUGUAAUCCUCAGAGACCUUUAAUGCCACCUCCAAAUUUUCCUCCACCAAACUUUUCCAUGCCACCACCUGGAUUUUCCAAUGGAAUGCCCCCUGGCAUGAUGGGAGGCAUCAAUAUGCCUCCACCUAUGCAAGCACCUUUAGACCCAACAACACAAGAUAUAUGGAUCGAGACAAAAUCUCCAGAAGGAAAGGUCUGUACCAGUUCUGGAAAAUUGAAUAUUUUUUUAAUACAAUAUGAGGGAUUGCGUUCAAGCCGUGUGAAGGAAAUAUUUGAGCAAGAUAUGUUUAGGCUUGAAAUAAAAAGACAGGAUAAUUGUAUACCUAUAUACCUUCUUAGAAGACAAUAAAAAAAAGUAACAGCCGUUAAUUAGAAAUAAAAAAUAAAUAACUUAUGUGUUAGAAACUCUCAAUGUUGAGAACCAGAAUUUCUCAAUGUUAGAGACAGAAGUUAAGUAGUUCAAAACCAAAACGUGCAUGUAACAUAAUUUUGUGAUUCGUACUACCAAGGUUACAAGAAGUAAAAGAAUUUAAAUAUUAAUUUAAGAUUUUAAACAACUCCUAAAAAGGAUAGAAAUUAGUAUUUUUUGAGACUGUUAAAAAUCAAUGAAAUUUGUUAACAAUUCCUUCUUGUAUAUUUUUAUUGCAGGUCUACUAUUAUAGUGCCAGAACAAGAGAGGCAGCGUGGACAAAACCAGAGAGUGCUAGAAUAGUUACUCAGGUUGAGUGGGAAGCUUAUCAAACUAGCCAAGCUCAGGCGCAAGGUGGCGUUCUUCCUGUUGUAUCAGGGGGAACAUCAACUGCUGCUCAGGCUGCUGUUGCUCAAGGUAUUUGAAAAGAAAGUUAUCUUACUUCUUGUAAGGGUUCAAGUGAAAUUAAAUAUUAACAUUUUUAAUGUUUGUUGAAGGGAAUAAGAUAUCUCUUGUGGCUGUAUAAAUAAAAAAGUUCAAUAUGUAUGUAUAUCAUCAGCUUUGAGAAAUGUUUCCAAACAAGCUCAAAUGAUAUGGGAAUCCAUUUAAUGUUCAUUAAUACUGUUAGGUACAUGGUUUUUGCUAAUUUAAUCUGUUUUAAGAUUUGGCUCGAUGGAUGAACAAUGCGUAACAAAAGGACUGAAAACCAGUGUAAAAAAAAAAAAAAAAAAAAAAAAAAAAAAAAUUAAAAAAAAAAAAAUAAAUUUUAAAAAAAAAAAAAAAAAAAAAAAAAAAAAAAAAAAAAAAAAAAAAAAAAAAAAAAAAAAAAAAAAUGUUAGGUACAUGGUUUUUGCUAAUUUAAUCUGUUUUAAGAUUUGGCUCGAUGGAUGAACAAUGCGUAACAAAAGGACUGAAAACCAGUGUAAAAAAAAAAAAAAAAAGAUAACAAAGCUAGUGAUAUUAACAAUGUUCAAUUUUAUUAUACUAUUAAAAUUUAAUUCAAAAACAAAAUCAAAUUCACAGAAAUAAAAGCUAUAUUAACUUACAGCACAGCAGGUGAAAAAAUUUAAUCCUCAAAAGAUACAAAUAUUAAUAUAACACAAACAAAGAGUAAAAUCUUGUAAGUAUGUCUAAUAAAUGUCAGGAAAUCCGGCAAAAAUCUUUUGGGCAGGGAAAGCUGGUGAUUUAUUUACAUGGAGGGAAUUGAAACCCCCCAGAAAAGAAAUUCUAGAAAUUGCAUCAGGCGAUAGCAUUCUUAAAAACAAAUUAUAAUAUAAACAACCUUUUCCUAAGGGAGGGUAGGGUAUGGUACAGCGCUAAACAUUUAAUUGGUAAUAUUAAUAUCAAAACAAAAAAGGGGAGAUAAAUUGUGAAAGCAUUAGCUCGUUGAAUCAAAAUUAGGUCAAUACACAGGCCAUUACAAAAUUUACUACAUUUGUUGGAAAUGAGUUUUGAAAUACAAUUAUUGAAAUCCUUUUAUAAUUUUAGCCCAGGCAGCUUCUCAGCAACUGCAAAGCACUAAUACUGACCAAACAGUAAUGGCACAUACAGGUAUGUUUAUAAUCUGGAUUAGUGCAGCUUUUUAAAAAUAAAAAUGUUACAAUUUAAAACUGCAAAGGAUAAUCACUAUUUUAAUGUGAAUGGUAGAUAGGGUCUGCCAACAAUUGUUUUGCAUACUAUUCCGAAUUGUGUGCAAAUUUCAUUAUCUAAUUUUUUUAGUUUUUCGUUAUUAGUGGAAGAUUUAGCCCUUUCUAAUAAAGCUCCGGCAGUGAAUCUGAAUGGAACGAGAAAAACUAUUGGUUGUAAUUUUUUUAAAGUUGGGACCAUCCUUCAUUUUAUUAUUUACGCACUGAUGGGGAGGUGGGGGUUGUUGAUUAUGGAAAUUUGUGGCAUGGGUAGUGGGGAUUGGUGGGAGUGUCAAAGGAUAUAAAAUAUCCCCGCAACUGCUAGGUGCAUCAUCAGUAAUAUUUAGACUAGUCGCACCCCUUUUGUCUGCGACCUAGCUGAUGACGUAGUUUUGUUAAAUAAUUAUUUUGUUCGUCUGAACCGCGGCGAUUGUGAAAAAAGAGAAAACUAGAGAUGAUUUUUAAAAUAAAAUACAUUAUCCAACUGUUCUGCACUGGAACGGGGGAUUUGGACAUAAUUCUAAGAUCUAGUCAGCAGCAUUUACAAAAUAUAUUAUUUAGAACUCGCAAAGCAGCUCUAUUCCCUCUAUUUUAAUACAACAGGUAUACCUACUCCUGCUUAACAUUUAUCACCCCCCUCCCCCCCCAAGGAUCGCCGAUUCCAUUAAUGGUAACAUUAAAAUCAUGCAAUGUGCUCUUUAGGGACCUGGAUAGCCCUUAACGUGGGGAGACUAUAUUGACAGAUGUGCACAUUGCAUGAUUUUAAUGUUACCAUUAAUGGAAUCGGCGAUCCUUUUUGUUUUCGGCACUGUAGUUUAGCUUACUUAGUAUAUUACAAUAUGGCCUCGUAUAUUACAAUAUGGCGAUGAUGAGAAGAAACUUCUACCUCUACCGAUAAACAUGAGAUGCAACAAAAGAAAGUUUAUGAGCUUGAAUAUCAGACAACAUUUACUUAGUUGCAUUCUUCAUAGAAGGGUCCAUCAAACGCGGACUGCACAAACUGCAAGUCGGGCUUUUCAUUAGAAAUCAGGGUAGAAGGGGUGGUGUUGAUUUAGGAGUUUGUGUAUGGCGCGGGUCUAAAUAUAUGCAAUCAACACAUUUUCGUAAUGACGGUUUGGGGGGGGGGGGGGGGGGGGGGGGGGGGUGUUCCUGGGCAGAAAGUAUGAGUAUGUGCGUCAUUAAAAAAUUCUACAAUAUUCCUCCCGAACUCUGAAAGUCUAAAAAUAGCAUUUUAUUUAUAUCUUGAAUGCUGUAAAAUACCACCCGAUGUUUAUUAGAAAUUAUUGUUGUCAAGAGGUAUUUUCACAAAUGAACUCGCUAGCUAUACUCAGUAGUAGAGAAAUUACAGUAAUGUUUAGUCCACCGAAUGUUCAGCGCACCUGUGACGUAUAGUUCGUUGGGCUACGCCAGUGGUUUUAAAAUUUUCAUUUGCUGGUGCCUAUGCCAUAUUAGGUUUUCACCAGGUUCCCUGUGAAAUUCUAACAAAUACACUUCGAAAUAGCGAAUACUCAAAUAGAAUAAAGGUUUGGAUAAAAAUAAAUAUAACACACAUGUAGAUCACUGAGUGCCAUCUGUAACUGCAAACAGUAGUUACGCUUGUGUGUUACUGUUUGCACCACGGCCGAAAGCUGCCACAUUGGAUUAAAAGUGAAAAUAAAGUUAUGAAAAAUUUGGCCCUGCAAGGAAGCCGAAGCAACCCAUAUAGAAAAAAUGUGCACCCCCCACCUGGGCAAACCAGUAAAAGGACAAUUUAUUGCGCCCCUUGUCUUUGUGAAGUAAAUGAUAUUUUAUAGUUAAAUUCACUGUUAAGUUCCUUUCUAAAGACGAUUUUUGCGCCUGUUGCUCUUCGCCUAUUUCUGAUGGCCCUGCCCGAGGGCAACGAGCACCCAGGGUGAUGUGGCGUAUAUUCUGGAAACCACUGGGCUGACCGAAUCACCAGUGCUGAAAACAGUGGUGUCACAUUUUGUUUACUGUAAAUCAUAAUAUAUAAUGGAUUGUGUUAAUUUUGUUACUAUUGUUAUUUAGGGUGGGGGGUGUCAUUAAAAAAAAAGUACGCGUGCAAGGGGUGGGUGUGGUUUUACAUAAUUUGACUUUUAUGGAUACCGGUACGUGCUAUAUAGAUGGCCCCCUCUUAGCAUUUGUUUGCUUUGUAUGACCUAAUUUUAUGACAUUUAUUUCUUACAGUGCGUUCCAUUUUUUUACGCUAGCUUAACUCGAUUCCACUGAACACGCCAUACGAGUAGUUAUUAUAUAAAUAAUAUAUACUGUAUUUUUAUUUAUUUACUAUUAAGAUACUGUAUUGUACGAUUUUGAGAGGAUAUUGUACGAUUUUAGGAGUUUGAGGGUAAAAAGGUCUGUUGACAUGUUUUUUAAUUAUUUUUUCCUUCAAAUUUUGUAAUUUUGGUUAAGUAUCAAAGCUUGAUGAAAUUAUUGAACCGGUAACACAUUUUAAUGAGGGGCACCAUUAGAACUGACUUUGUUACUCAUCACUCAAGGUUUCACAUAUUAGUACAAUAAAGACUGAGCAUGUAUACUGAAAGUUGUACAGUACAGGCAUUAAAAUGUAUUUCUAUUUCUUAUAAAAUUAAGCAGGUGCUACUCAAGCUUUUAACCCAGCCUUGUUGCCACCAGGAUUCACCAACCCAUUUAUGCAACACCAAAUGCCUGGACCUGGUGGUGUUGCAACUCCUGAUGUUUCUCUGCAGAUGAAGGAUGCAACUUUGCAAAAACUUCCAUCAGCACAAGUAUGCUAUUUUGUAUUUUCUUGCUACUACAACAUAUUUCACUCCUAAAACUCAUGUUAAAUUUUGCUGUAAUAUAACUAGGUCUAAGUUCGUAUCUUAAAUCCUAAUUUUUUGUUGAUUUGGCUGCCAUGAUCCUACUUAAAAUGCCAUAUUUUUUAUUACAGAACUAAAAAUUGUGAGAUGUAUCUUAACCCACGAACUGUGGUCGGCCGAUAAAAAACAAGUCAGAUAGCAACUUCCAAUCCAAUAUUUAACCGGAAUUAUAGCCAUGUCCUUUUAUUAAUAAUUAAAUCAUCUUCCGGUUCAAGCUGUUUCGUGAUAACUUGAAAAUAAAUACUUUUUAAUCGGAGUUCUCUAUCGCUUUUUUUUUAAAGCUAAAAUGGUUGAAGCCAUGGCUGGCCUUCCGUGCAAGAACUAAUAAAAAUAUGUUUGAAAGCUUUUUAGGAGAGGUUUUAAGUGAUACUGAUGAUGAUUUUAACAUUCCACAUGACGAUAUCAUUUGAGAUUAUUCUUCUCGUGAAUUUUAUACUAGUCUUAGUGAUACUGAAGUAGGCCUACUGAGGCUACUGUUAGACUUCUAGCCAGGCCCGGAGUUUGGGCAAGGACUAACUGAAUUUUAGUCACAGAAGCUACAGAUUUUAGUUCAGAACUAAUAAAUUUUAUAGUUAAACAACCCAAAUCAGUUCCACAGUUCCCUUUUAAAUGUUUACAAGUCAAUAAUAACUAUUUUGCCUGAGAUUUCGUAUUUUGUAUCUUUAAAAAUUAAUGAUGUUAUGAGCACUUGAAAGCAAGACAUUGUGUCGAUUUUUUUUCUUGAGAACUUCAAGGUCAAGGACACUGAACAAAAUUUUUUUACGGGGUGGGCAAUAUGGUCAACACUAUCCCCAUCCAUUUACCUUUCUAAAAAUAUAUACUUAUAGGGAUCUUGUAUCAAUAUUUUUUUAUGUCAUUUAAUGCAAUUUCAAAUGGCACUCAAAACGCUCUGAAAAGCUCCACACCACAGAAUGAUGCAUGCCACAGUUCGUGGCUUAAGAAGUUGCAUAUUUAUAAGUGAGUCUAAAUAAAUUAAUAUAAAUUUUAUUUAAAAAAUGUUACAACAAAAUUUAAUAGAUGUUUCUACAUUUAUCUCUAGCUUCCUCCAAAGCCCCAGGAGGUUGCUGAAUGGACUGAACACAAAAACACUGAUGGAAAAAGUUAUUACCAUAAUUCCCGCACUCAAGAAUCUGUUUGGGAUAAGCCACAAGUUUUGAAAGAUUGGGAAGGUAUGGAUAAACAUUUUAAUUUUUUUUAAAUCAAGCCAAUCCUGAAAUUAAUCUUUUCCCAAAUAUUGUUGAGUCAUGAUAAAAUAAGCUAUAUAGAUUUUAAAAAUAAUUGUAAAUUUUUAAUUAUUAUUCUUCAACCUUUUUUCUCAAUGUUAAUUUGCUUCACUGUUGAUUUUUAUUAAUCUAUAUAUUUCUCUUAUAUCGUGCUUUUAAAGAUAGUAGAAAUAAUUACAUAAUCACCAAGUAGAGAAAACAUUGGAAGCAUUUAAUGUGAAGUAUUAUUAAAUAAACUGUAAACUUUAUCACUUAUUAUCAUUACAUAUUUUCUGUACUUAAUAAUUUAAAUUUUAAUAUAAUUUUUUUAACAGCUAAGAUUGAGCAGCUUCAAAAUGUAGGUAAUCAACAAGUGCAGUCGCAAGGACAACCAAGAGUUUCUGAAAACGCAAAAGCUGAUACAGGAGACAGUUCAGAAGAAUCUGACAAAGAUGAAGAAGAGGUAUAUUUAAUGAAAGUGAUAAAUGAAUUCAGUGUUAAGAUUGACUUUUGGAUUAAGUGGUUAAUAAUUUAUAGUUUCCCCAAAAAAUUUUUUUUAAUCACAUUUCAGGAGAAAAGAGAUAAACAAGAGGAAAUGACUGAAGAACAGAAGGCAGCUGAAAAAUCGAGACCUGUUUCAAGUACCCCAGUACCCGGAACGCCAUGGUAAAAUUAUCCAUUGUCAAUUUUUAUCUGUCAUUACCAACACUCUAAUGAUGUUAUAAUUAUUUUUUGAGGAAAUUACUAAUUUUACUUUAUGAUUCAGUUUGAAUUACAUUUUUCAGGUGUGUUGUAUGGACUGAUGAUGGUCGGAUAUUUAUUUUUUGAGGAAAUUACUAAUUUUACUUUAUGAUUCAGUUUGAAUUACAUUUUUCAGGUGUGUUGUAUGGACUGGUGAUGGUCGGUGUUUCUUCUAUAAUCCAAGUCAGCGACUUUCAGUCUGGGAAAAGCCAGAAGAUCUUCAAAAUAGACCUGAUGUUGAUAAAUUGUUAUCUUCAAAGCCCGAUGCUAAAAUUGGUGAGUUGCUUUUUAAAUUUAACAGAUUACAACUUUUUAAUGUCAUACUAUAAUUUUAUAGGUUUUCGGUUUCAGUUUAAUUUCAGCUGCAAUUGUAUCUUUGCUAUUAAUCAUAAUAUAGAUAACUUCCAAUUUUUUAAAAUGAAUUUUAGUGGUUCCAAAAGCCCCCUCUUAAAUAAAUGUCCAUACAAUUUUAGAAAAAAAUUAUACAAAAAAAUUAUACAAUAUACCUUAUAUGUUCAUUUUCAUGGUCUAGCCCAGGGGUGGCCAGACCUGUAGUAACUGAGAGCCAUUUUUAAAAUAAAAAAAAUUGUUGAGAGCCGCAUUGAAGCACUAUUGGUCAGGACCCCACUCGCAAUGAACAAUUCUGUUUGUGAUUUCUUUUUAAAAAUUACUUUUUAUUCGAAUUUAAUGAUUUAAACAUUUGAAUUGUUUUAACCCUAACCGUAUGUUGAAGAAAUAUAUGUGUUACAGUUACACAAUUGAAUAAAUAUAUGCGUUACAGUUACACAACUGAAGAAAUAUAUGAGUUACAGUUACACAAUUAACAAAUAUUUAAAUAUGUAAAAUUUAUGAAUAGAAACACACUGAAUAUAUACUCAUAACUCAUAAUUAUAGCGAACAUUAAUUGUUAUGAUUCUGCUGAGAAGCCUAUGAACUAGCAAGUUUCUUUAAAUCUGGUUGGUAGCUAGUAGUUGUGGUGAUAAGAAAUUCUGUCAGAUGCUGGUUACUAGUUACUGAACGAUGCUUUGAUUUUAUGAACUUCGUUGUGGAGUACAAAGAUUCACAGCAGUAAGUUGUACCGAAAACCGGAACCAGAAAUUUAACAGUUCACAUCACCAACCAAUCGCUCCCUUCAACUUUUAAAAUUUAAAUCAAUCCCAAAUUAUUUUCAACCCUUUGUUUCAGUCAAGAUUUUUUUUUUACACUUUCAUUUAUUUUUUAUAUUAUAUAUUUCAAACGAAAAGUUUUAAUUUCAUAAAUUGUUGGCGAGCAGCAAUGUGAACACAGAAGAGCCGCAUGCAGCUCGCGAGCGGUUUGGCCACCGUUGGUCUAGCCUAUCAGAGAAUUAAAUUUAUGGCAUCUUAACACCUUAGAAAGCAGUAUUUAAAAUCCCCCAAAUGCCAUUUUGUUAGGUAUAGUUAGAAAAAUUCUCUACGUGCCACAAAGAGGGAAUUUUUGUGACCCACUUGAUUUUUAACUAGUAAUGUUAAAGAAGACAUCAAAAGAUUUAAUUAAUACUGCAAGUUUAGUCCGAUUGCUAUUCCUUGACAUUUUCAAAGCUUUCGAGAUUUCAAAUUGUCUUUUAGAAACUUACAUUACCGGUCUAAAAGGUUAAUUUUUGUUCAUUAGAGAAAAAGAAAGAGGAGAAAGAAGAGGAAGAGGAGCCACCAUCAAAGAAGAAAAAGUAAGUAAAACAAGUGUCUUUGUAAAUAAAAAAAACAGCUAGUUCUCCACCAUUUUGAAGAAAAUCACUUCUGUUGUCAUGAAAAAUUUAUUUCUUCCUUGUUUAGCUUUAAAAGAGAAGGCCCAGAAUCAGAAACUUUGAUUUUAGAUGUUUCUAAAUUUUUAUAUGUGAAAAAUAAUUACAAUGUUAAUUAUAUGGAUUCAAUAUUUUUUGGAGAAAGAAGACUACCCCCCUUAAAUUCAUCAGUUAGUUUAAAUUUAAUUCUUCAACUUUCCAGAACCGAACCUGAGCCUAAAGAAGAAAAAAAAGAAGGUGGUCCUAAGCAAAUUGAUGUUGGCAAAGAAGCUGCCAUUGAAGCAGAAGUACAAGCUGCUCGACAAAGGGCGAUAGUUCCUUUAGAAAUUCGCAUGAAACAGUUUAGAGAUAUGUUAGCAGAAAAGGAGGUUAGUUUACAGAGUCAAUGUAUUACCUGUUUCUGUAAUUAAUGCACAUAUUUUUUUGCAUUUUUAAAAUACUUUUAUCAAUCGUUUUUGUAAAUUAAAUACAUUUCUUUUGAAAGACAAUUUGAUAACACCGAAUUUAUUAGGCAUCUUAAAAUAUUUUGAGGGUCUUAUUUGUAAAUAUCAAAACAGGUUUCUGCUUUCUCCACUUGGGAAAAAGAGUUGCAUAAAAUUGUGUUUGACCAGCGGUACCUUUUGCUAACUUCCCGUGAGCGCAAGCAGGUAUUUGAGCAAUAUGUAAAGGAGAGAGCAGAAGAAGAACGCCGGGAAAAGCAUCGCAGAAUCAAAGAGAAGAAGGAAUCCUUCAGACAAUUGAUGGAAGAAAGUAAACUACAUGGAAAGUAAGGAACUAUUGAAUUAAAAUAUAUUUUACAAUAAAAAUUAACAAUUAGUUCUGCUUCUUUUUGCUGAACUUCACUGAAAUCACCUUCUGGUAAUUUUUAAAAUUUAAACUUUUAAAAUUUACUUUAGAAAGUAAGCUUCGUGAUAAUUUAUCUUUGUCAUUAUGUAUUUGGCAGCAAUUGAAAGGAACCCCCUCCCCCCGCUUAUGUCCAACUUAUACCAUUCCCUUUGAAAUAUGUCUUGUGGUGUUCCUCUUUCCUGUUGGUGCUUUGGUGGCAUCUUGGGUAUUGUAGAUUUUACUUGUGGUGUAUAAGCCCUAAAAAUUGCAACUGUUGAUAAAUUUUAUCCUAGAUAGUGCUGCCAAGGUAUUUAAACUGCGUGACCUCCUCAAGGAUCUUGUUACUGACUGCUUUAUUCCCUUAAGGGAAAUGUUGAACACAUAAACUUGUACUUUUGCUAUUUGGCUAUCUUUAACAGAUUACUGUUUUUGCCUGGUGGUCAUUGUAGUCUUGUAUUUUCUAAAGGUGCUAUGUUGCCAGCAAAAUCGAUAUCAAAGAAUUCAGUUUAUACAGUAUUCUUAUUUUGGUAAAUGCAUUAAAAUGCAUUUAUUAACCUUGAUGAAAUUCUGUCAAAAUUUGCCACAGAGAUAACCUUUAAACACUGACAAAGGCCUACAAAUCUACAAACAUUUUAUGAUUAACUUUUGAAACUUGUACAUUUGCUCUACAUUGAUUUUUCUAAAUGCAAAUUUAUUUCCCUAUAUGACUUUCAAUGUUUGUGAACAAGCCUACAUCCCUCAGACAGACAGGAUCAUAGAUAAUGCUCUUCAAAGUUUCAGUAGCUGCUUGAUAUCCAAGCAGUUAUUACAAUCUGCUGUUUCCUCCUUUGAUAGUUAAGCUAUCACACCGUUUCUCCAGUAACUUGGAAUGCUCUCAUCUUGCCAGGAGUUGUAGAAUAAUUAGGUUAACACCUCCAACCUAUGGUCACCAUCCAGUUGUAACAUUCCUAGAGCAAUCUGAUCCAAACUUGGUGCCUUAUUUUUUUAUAUUUAUUAUAGGCAUUUGUCAGACCCUUCCGAUUUUGUCGGAAUUUUACAGAUUAUUUACCCCUCAUUCCGACCUUCCAACAAACCCCUUAAAAUUCAGAUUUUUAUAAUAUUGCACCCGUCAUAAAAAUUUGCAAGCGAUUUUUAAAAAGACAGGAAGUGUUGCAUUUGUUUUUAUGAAGUGCAUACAUGUCCUGCGACCGGACAAAUAAGUGAAUAAAUUCUCGAGAUAUUCUUCCGGCUAUUAUAUAUUCGACCAAGUCACAUGACCACUGUAACAAAAUUGCUCGAGAUAUUUGUCAGUCAGCCUUGUCAUGUGAUCACUAUUUGUCGAUCAGAGUUUACGGUACUUCAUUUCAACAAAUUCAAGAUAGUCUGGACAUUUACACGAAAAAGAAAUAUGUUCAAUUAUUCAAAAGAAAUACUAGAACAAAUGAAUAAUUGGUUAAAAAGUGUCAAUGUUUUUUAUAAAGCGUGGCAUGCCUGCUGGAUGAUGUUUCCUGCACUAUAUGUCCGGUCACCUGACGUGUAGACACUGCCUUGUUUUUAUCCAAGCGAACCGGGAUCUUCAAAUCAUUCUUCAAUCAUCAAUUGAUCAGAUCGUGAUUCAUCCUUUUUACAAGGCUAAAAAAAAUUCAAACUUUUUUUUGUGAAAGCUUUUCUUAAUUAAAUUGUUAAACCAAUUGAAAGUGAUGGGUACAAUGAUAUUAAUAAAUAUAUAUUUUAAAAUCCCCAUAGUCAUUGAGUAAAUGUAAGUUUUACAAGUCAAUAAUUUGAUGUGAAUUGUAUUAUACUCCAAGAUUAGUUAAAUUAUUCCUUAAAUGCUAAUUUUUUUUUUUUUGUAAUGUUUUUUUUGUAAGAUCAUCCUUCAGUGAUUUUGCUGCCAAAUAUGGAAAAGAUGAACGUUUCAAAGGUAUCGAUAAAAUGCGAGAGAGAGAGAGCAUGUUCUUGGAUUUUGUCAGCGAACUACGCAAGAAGGAGAAAGAAGAGAAAUCUGUAUUAAAGGAAAAGGUAAAUAUAUCCUAUCAUGUUAUAAAUAAAUUGAGUCACCCUAAUCUUCAGAAAAAUAAUUGGUUUAUAAAACUUUCAUCAAGAAUUUAAGGGUAAAUAAUUACAUGGUUGACAGCAGAUCUGAAGUAAAAGCAAGAUUGAAAUCAACAUUAUUUUUCUUAAGAUUAGAAGGUAGCUAGCUUCAUAGGUUUUGUUAACUUAUCAAAUAUAUCACUUUGUUAAUCUAAUGCUAAUUUUAAAUUACCUGUUAUGCAGGAAAUUCUAUAAUAAUGAAUAGCAAAUAUAUUAUGGACUACCUUUGAAUAAUAUUAUUUACAAUUGUUUUUUAUUAAAAUGUUUAUGCUUAUGUUGUCCUCUGAUUUAAAAAUAGGAGUUAAUUUUAUCUUAAGAAAUUUUAUAAGCAAAGUGAUAUCUUUGUAAAAAAUAUAAUUAUAUUUUUAACUAACAUUUUUUAAAGGUCAUAAAGCAUUUGUGGAAGCAAAAUAUGCUGUAUUUUCAUAUAAUGAAAAUAAAUAAAAAAGGCAAUAUAAUAUAGUCUAACAAAACCUGUGCAAGUCUGGUUUCUGUAUUAUUUUGAAACAAAUGUUUUUGUCUUGUCUUGUCUUGUAAUUUAUCUGGAUAAAAGAUUUGUUUCCCUGAGAUAUGUAAGUAAUCUUGGGAUGCCAUUGCUUAAGUGAUAGAUAUAUACAUCACUUUUGAGGUUUCAAGAUUAAAUUUCCAUUAUGUGCUUAAAGAAUGAUUACGUGAAUUAAAUAUAAUAAAAUCUUAAUAGUAAAACAACUAAAACUUAUUUCGUUUUUGGUUUCUUAUAUUCUUUAGUUGUUUAAAACUGAAACAAUGAUUUUCAGUUAAAAUUAAUAUUUAUCAUGAUACUUUAUAUCUGAUUUAGAUAUUUUGUCUAUACGAGAUUUGUAUGUCACGUCUUUUUUUUCCAGCACAGUCAAGUUUGAUUUCAUUGUGACAGCAUGCUUUAAAAAAAAUCUCCAACAUGUACUAUAAAUACUUUUCAACAUUGUUAUUAUGCUAUUUCCACCUCUUCUUCUUUUAUGCACAUAAAAACAUGUUAAAAAUAAUUAUAUUUGGAAAGUUUUAUGCGUCUAAUACGUCAAGUUUGGGAGGAUGACAAAAUUAAUUAUCUGUGUAUGAGUGUAACAACAGAUUUCUUUCCUCAGCCAGCAGAGUUGAAACACCUUUGAAACUUUAUUUUCAUGCCUUCCUUUUAGAAUUUAAUAAUUUCUUUUUAGCUUUUCAUCUUUGAAAAUAAUGAAGCUUAUGAGUCUACAUAGAAAUUAUUUAGGUUAAGAUUGAUUUGUUUGUGAAUAUAAAGUAAUUUUUUUUCAGCAAUCUUAUCCUCUCAUCUUUUUCGUAAGUCUUGUGAAUUGAGAAAUCCUAAUAUUUUUAUUUCAAAAUUCUUUUUGAACUAAAGGUUUUAAACAUGCUUUCAAUGCAUGUUAUGAGUUAUGAGGGUAGAUUUAUUUGAAAAUUAAUUUCCUAAACAUAUAUUAGCAUUUACUAUAUUUAUAUGUAUAUAUACUGUUAAUGUGUGACUUUCCUAUUUUUAAAAACCAGUAGCAUGUAUAAUUAAAUGAUUGAUUUGGCUAGAUUAUUAUUAUUGCUGUCAAAUAAGGAAAGUAAUGACAUAGCAAUAUUUUACAUAAUUUUCUCUAAAAUUCUAGCUAUCUAAGGUUUUAGUGAAAACAUUUAUCAGUAGUUUAUUGAUUUGAAAAAAAAAAUUUUGUUCCAUCUUUUAACAUCAUCUUAGGUUUGACAUUUAUAUUCAUCGUAUGAAUUUUAAAAAAAAUAUUUUAGUUCUAAACAUGUUCCUGAUUAAAUCAGCUUUGAAAGUAAAUGUUAUGAUAAUAUUUACAAUUAAAUAUUAUUUUUAAUUGAUUGCAUAGUUUCUAGAUAAGUAGAAUUUAUAGCUGAUUUAUAAUAUAAUUACACUGAAUUCUUCAAAUAUUGAUACAGUAAAGUUUCAAGUAUAAAAUUGAUUUGGCUGAUAUUCUAACGUUGUCAAACUUUGUGUUCCCCCCAUGGAAGAAGAGGAAGAUUGCAUCUGGAAGCUGUAGACAGCAUGGUUGAUCCUGGUCAGUUGCCAAUGCAAUUUGACCCUGGUGCGGAAAUCCUAGUGCUCGCUAUGUGGUGGUCUGACCUGGUAUAUAGCACCAAUACUUUUAUUUACUUUUUCUUGUCAUCCUUUACAUUACUCAACAUAAACAUAGUUGUCUUUCUGUCUACCCCUCUUUAAGUUCUAUCAUAUUAAAACAAAAUUGUAUAUUAUUUUUAAAGGAUUAUGCACUGGAGAUGAGGCAUAAUCAAAAGCAAGGCAUCUCUUUAAUGGAAUCAGUAUUUUGUGUAGAUGCAGAGAUUUGAAUUGUUGUAUCGUGUUAAAAAUAAAUGUUUAGAAAAAUGGGUGGGGGAGAGUUAUUUGUUUUACCAGUACUAAAAUAAAUUAACAUGAUUUGCCAUCUGCAUAAUUUUGUUUGUCCGCUAUUUUUUAAAACACUUUUUGAAAUUAAAUAUUUUCCCCUUGCUAUUGGUUUGCUGUUGCCAUCUCAUUAAAUUGGAUAGGAACAAACAACAAUAUGGCUAAUUAUUAUUCAUUAGAUGGAGGCAGCACAUCAAUGCAUUUUCUAAUUUAAUAAAUUAAAGAGCUGAUGUUUAAAUUAUGCUAUCAAUCAACCAAAUAGUGGGCAUUCUAGAGUCAUGAAUUUCUUGAAUUUUGUAUGCUUAUUGUUUAAACAUAUGCCUUUAUUUCAGGAAGUAUGAAUGAGAAACUGUUGUACUUUUUACAUAACAACUCUGUACACAUCUGUGAGAGAGCAUGUUAUGAAUGAGAGGAAAAUAGUGAAUGAGAUGGCAAUUCUCUGGUGCAUUGUCACAGUAAUGUAUAGUGCCAUUUCAUUGGAUUCAUUUAUUUGUUCAAGUGAAGAAUUGCAAGUUUCCCUUUUGGAAAUAAAUACAUUUCUAGUUAAAAGCACUUAAUUAAAAAGUGGGAUAAGGGAUAAUCGUUCUUAUGGAAACUUGUAUUCUUCAUGUAUGUGAUGUUUUCAAGCUUGUCUUUAUUAUAAUUCUUCUUGAAAACAAGAGAAUUAAAAUACAUGUUCUAAGACAGUUUGAACCAAUAUGUAAUGUGUUUAUAUGAAAUUCAUUAAUUUAUUUUUGGGGGUUUAAUUGUAGCAUCUUACAUUGCAAGAAUAACGAUAAGGAAAAACUCCUUUAAAGUACCUUUAAUUGAUUUGUAACAUGGCUUUAAAAAAAAAGGCAAUUAUUUUUUUCUGCUUAUAUUUUUUUUAGUACGAGAAUUAAAUUUUUUUUAAAAAUUAAGAUCAAUCUAUCAUGAUGAUUGCUGUUAUCUUUUUCUAUUAUCUAUUUAAACAUAACAUGUGUAAACUAUUUUAUGUAUAAACAUAUUCUUUAUGGUUAAAUCUUAUUACUCUCUAACCUAAACUAUUUCCUUUCAGUUGAAGUCAGAUUUCUUGAAACUACUGAAGGAAACUUCUGGCAUUGAAAGAAACUCAAGGUGGAGUGAAAUAAAGAAGAAGAUAAACUCUGAUCCAAGAUAUGAGGCGGUUGACAGUAGUUCUCGUAGAGAAGAUUGGUUCAAGGAUUAUGUUAAAACAUUAGAUGAGGUUGGUAUAAACAUUAAUGCUACCGUCAUUGUAAAAGAGAGUUGAGUGUCUAUUUUUCUGAAUUAACUGGGACUGGUUCAGAUAACCUAUUUUUCAGCUAAUCAAACCAUCCCAUGGAAAGAUUGCAUUAAAAAAGCAUAGUGCAUAUAAUACAAUAUAUACUCUUACCUUACAUACGUAUGGUACUUUAUUGUACAUUGUAUUGUGUAUAGUAAUCUCAACAAUAAUGUAUCUGGGUCAGCCGAUAGAUGUCAAAAACUGGUGAGGUUGUUUCCACAAAUAUAUGACUGGGGCUUAGAAUAAAAUUCAAGGUCACUGUCUUUGCUGCUGGGUAUUAUGAGAUUUGUAUGAAGAAGUUUGCAGACUGCUUUAUCCCAGUCUGGUCACUGCAUAUACACUAUCUAGAUUUUAACUGGAUUGUGUGACAGGGUCGAAUUGUUUUCCGGUUUUUCUACCCCAAUGCUUCUUGGUAUGCACAUUGCUUACAAAAUAAUAUUAGUAUAAUAUAGAAAAGUUCCCUUUGGAUAAUCUGCCUUUGUAGAAUUGACACUCUACUAUAAAGUGUAUAUUAUAUAUUACUGAAUAUGUUAUUUUUUAAAAAUAAAUUACAAUUUUUCUACUUUGUGUAAAAAAUUAAACAUGUCUAAUUAUGACAUUAAUUGGUCAAAACAUUUUAAUACCAGUAUUAUUAUAUAUUCACUUUCAGCUUUUUACAAAAAAUUUAUCAGUUAUUUCUAUCUAUAUAGAAAAAAAUGUCUCAGGCCACCUCAGAAGAUGAAGAACGCAAAGAACGAGAGAAGCAAGAAAGAAUUGAGGCUAGUAUCAAGAAGAGGGAGGAGGAAGUUAAGCAGUCUUUGUCUUCUUCCUUAAGAGAAAGAGACAAAGAGCGUGAACAGCAUAAAAAAGAUGAAGCAAUUCAACAUUUUAAUGCUUUGCUUGCUGAUUUGGUAAGUUGUUCAGUUCAUGUAAUGUAGUAUUUUUAAAAAUUUUAAAUACCAUGUUGAAGUAAAUUGUAUUUUAAAAAAAAAGGUACUAAUCACUCUUCAUUGCACAUGAAAAAAAAAUCUUAAAUUUGAGAAAAUGUAAGACUUUUAAUAUCUAACUUCAAAACUUGGCAAAGUCACUGGUAAAAACAGUCUAGAGUAGCACUAAUAUAAAUAUCAUUAGUUUUAUCAAGUAUCAUGUGGAAAAUCUAGAUGUCUUUAUGACUUUUAAAAAAUUUUAAAAAUCCAUUAUAUAACUUUGCUUUUGUUCAUGUGUUUCUGGUUGGGUGGCAAAAUCUUUGGACAAUUAAUUGACCCACUUCCUGUCAACCUAUCGAGCUGAAACUUGGCUUAGAUACUGUUGCAGAUGACAACACAUUCCAUCAAAUUUUCAGCACCACCCACCAACCCCCAAAAAUCUGUUUUUCAAGGGGAAGUUGAAGGAAAUAUGAUGCCACUGAUUUCAGUAAAUAAAAUUCCAGAUAACUGCACUGCAAGUGCAUUUGGUGCAUAAUAUUUUCUUUUUUUUCUUAAAUGUUGAAAAAGCGGGUGGGACAUUAAGAAAAUAAGUAUAAAAUAAAAUAAUAAAAAAUGCAUUUAAAAAAGGAUUUAUAAAAAGUUUUUUUUUAACCUUAUUUGAUCAUUAUCAUAAGUGAAAUUUUUAUAUUUCCACAUUUUAAUGAUCAUAUUAAAAAUGUAUUUUAGGUGAGGAAUAAUGAAGUUACAUGGAGAGAUACUCGUAAGCAGCUGCGUAAAGACCACCGGUGGGAACUCACAGAUUCAUUGGAAAGGGAUGAGAAAGAGAAAUUGUUUGAUACUCACAUUGAAGGACUCUACAAAAGAAAUCGAGCAAUGUUUCAUUCUUUGCUAGAUGAAACUGAGGUAAAAUAAAUUUAGAAUAUAAGACUAUGUAUUUUCAAUAAUAAUUCUCAUUUUUUAAAUUUAAAAUAAAAAAUAUAUUUAAAAUCAUGUACUAUUUUUAUAGAUCAUAAGUUUUAUAUGGUUCACUCAUAUGUUAUUCCCUUUCAACAAAAAAUGUUUUGUUAUCGUAAUUUUUCUUCAUCUGAAAGUUUGUGUCUCCUUUUAUAGGUUUUUAAAUUAAAAUGUUUUUUUCAUCAAGAUUUCAUUAACAUCUACUUGGAAGGAAGUGAAGAAGCAAAUAAAGGAAGAUCCUAGAUACAGCAAAUUUUCUUCCAGCGACCGUGUAAGAAUAAAACUUUCUAUUAAUUACUAUUAAAGAAUAUGAUUUGCUUUAACAUUAGUGGUAUCAACUUUUAUGUACAUCACUUGUGGGUUACACUGAUUUUGAGGAGAAGAGAUAAUAAAAUAUCAUCUUACUUGGAGCGGCCCAAUUUGGUCAUUGCUCUCCCCCCUUCCCUCUCUCUUUCUAUCUCUCUCUUUUCAUUUCCAUCUGAUGACAUCAUCAACUUUUAAGCUUGUUUUAUUUUCUAGUUUUAUUUCAUGCAGCUGGACUUAAAAAUGCCUUCAUAGCACUAAUUUCUUUUAAUUAGCUUAUAGUAAAUACAUAUUGGAACAAGAUAUCAAUAAGCUUGAAAAGAAAAAAAACAGGACAAUUAAACUGUCACUACUGAAUAUGUGCAGAGCAGAAGCCGAGUCUAGAAGUUUUUGAAUCUUCAAUAAAUUGUUCUAUUUUUUGUGGCAUGAUUUAUUGUUGUGAACAAUUGUGUUCUUUUUGGAUUCGUAGAAUUUUUUAUCCUCUAAUUGUCCUUGGGCUUCUUUAAUAAAGAAGUUUUUAUCCCAAACCGACAAAGCACCACACUUAUCUGGAGUUUAAACCACCUGUCAUCACAUGCAAAACAUCGAUUCUUUUUAAUUGAUGUCUGCUCCUGCCUCAUACACGUUAAUUCCGCAUUCUGACGGAUUUAAAGCUUUGAGAUUCUUCCUCGAAAACAAACAACAUCCAUCAAUUUAUACUGAUUCCCUUUCCGACUGGCCAACUGGUACUCACCUUCAAUUCUUUUGAAUUUAAUAGUAAUUUCUUUGACCAAGUUAAUGGUGUUGCAAUGUGUACCAAAAUAGGCCUAGUUAUGCCUGCCUUUUUAUACAUGGUAGAGAAGGCAUACAUUUUACAAAAGAUACAUGGAUGAUCGCAUUCGAAACAAGUUAACUCGAACAAUUUAAUGAUUUUCCAAACUCAUUUCACCCAUCUAUUAAAUUUGCUUAAAAAAUCUCUGAGAAUUCUGUAAACUUUUUGGAUAAAACAAAUCAUUCACCUCUGCCUACUACAAACCAUCUAACAGUCAUAGUUACUCUUUGUAUUCAUCUUCCCACCCCAAGCAAAGACCUUUUUUCCAACUUCUUAAGACUACAUCGCUUCUGCUUGGUCAGAUAGGGCAAAUAAAAAGGAUGAACUUCUUGCAAUCCAGAUCUUAUCAAGAGACUGUCCUUAUUUCAGCACUUAGUUUUAUCAGCACAAUCACACAUAAUGAGUCUUUUAAAUCUUGUUUAAACAAAGAUGAGGGUUGAAUAAAACUCAUCCUUAGCUAGCACCCUCACAACAUGAUUGCCAAAAUAAUAUUCUUGAAUAGUCAUAUUCUCCUUGCUGACCUUGACACUAACAGCCUAACAUGGUAUUCUCAUCGACUCCACUUAUUGUCUUCAGAUGGGAUAAAAAUCUAUGUGAAUUUCUGGUUCACAGUUGCCUUUGGGCUGAGUCCUCUAAUGUUGGGACUAAACCAUGUUCAAGUAGCUGUUUUAGGACUUGCCCCUAUGUAUUGGAAACUAAACUAUUGUCUUCCCUAAGGGGAUCUUUACUAUCAAAAGGGCUUCACCUGUACCAUUAGAAAUGUAAGCUUUUUUUUUACCGAAGAUGCAGCUCCUGUUAUGUAGGUGAGACAGGAAGAAGGCUAUCUGAUAGGCUUAGAAAACAUCUUCGAGAUAUUUAACAAACAAGCCAUCCCCAGUCACAUCCGAUUUCAUGGCUUUAAUUUCUUGCACUAAUACACCAGUGAUGAAGAAUGGAAAACAAAUUAGUUCAGAUUUUUUGUACCAUAUCACCAAAUACUACUUAUUUCUUUUACCUUGAUAGUGAUAGUACACACCACAGAAUAAAGUGGGGCGCAAGUUUUUGUUCUGAACAGAACAACUUAACUUCCAUUUUCUAACUAUUUCAUUUCUAUCAAAAUUCAUAGAGUGCCUCCUGUACUAUACAUUGAGCUACAAUGACAUUUUUGUGAUUUUUGAAAACAAGAGUUUUAAUUUAUAGUAUCUGAGAUCUGUUGUUUCUUGUUUUGUAUUGUCUGUUGAAGAAGGCUUUCAGCCGAAAUGUCCGUUUAUUUGCCUGUAUUUUCUUGUCAAGCCUAAACAUAUCUUGUGUCACUAUAUAUUUACUUUACAUGGCUUGAACAGCCACUCAUACUUUACCUUUAUAGUUUGAGGCUCGUUUUUUUUACCUUCGUUAUUAACAAAAUAUUGCUUAAAAGAACUAUUUAAAGUAAAAUGCAUUUGUAAAACGAAAAAAAAUUUGGAGGAUACAUCCAACCCACUUUUAGACCAGCGGGAUCAUGGCAAAUUCUUCCCUGGGUGUUAUAUAAUUAAAUAAUUACUCUUAAAGUCAAUAUUUUCUUUAUGAUGGCUUUUUGUGCUUGAGAAAUACUUUUAAAUGUCUAAAGGUUUGGUUUUAAUUGCUGUAGUUUAAAAGUUUUCUCAAACAGAAGUUGUAUUAUGUCCUGAAAAUAAAUGUACAGUGGGUGGCCGAGUGGUCUAAACUGAGCCAAUCACAAGUUCAUGCCUGGAGUUCAAUCCCCACCAAAUCCAAGUCAAGCACACAAAAAAACUUUAUCAGCACCCCAGGUGGAUGGGACUCCUUAGCCUUACAUGCCUACUCAUGAUUAAAUAAAAAGGUUAAGGACAGUGGAGCUUUUUUAUAAGUAGGGUCAAUAAAAUUGGAUUUUGUUAAAAUCUCAAUAGAGGGAUUAGGCAAUAGAAGGGUUUUACAACAUACUUGCAAAUAGUAUUGGGAUUUUUGUAUUGGAUGAUAGGUAUUGUGUUUUAAAAAUUGACCUUUAAACCCCUUGUAGUUGGACUAUUGUUAGUGAAUUUGUAAUAGUGUUGUACAAGGAUAAAAACCUUUUUUUUAAAAACUCUUAUUUUUACACCCAUACUCUGUAAAAAAAAAAAAAAUUUUUAAUAAAUUAAAAAAAAAAAAGAAUUUUAUUAUUAUUUACCAAUAAAAAAAAUUAAUAAAAACCUUUUUUUUAAAAACUCUUAUUUUUAAACCCAUAAUCUGUAAAAAAAAAAAAAUUUUUAAUAAAUUAAAAAAAAAAAAAGAAUUUUAUUAUUAUUUACCAAUAAAAAAAAUUUCAGGAGCUUUGUCACAACCAUUUUAAAUCUUAUCUGAAUUGGGAUUAUAGCUGGGUUUCACUGUACCUUAGAAAUCAAUUAAUUAUAAAAAAUCAACAUUGCCUCUUAUCUUUGCUUUUCUUUAAUGGUCCAGCUCAGAAACAUUUUUUUUUUAAAAACCUACCCUUUUGCAUAAUCAGAAAGAAAAGAGUCAUCUGAUGGAUCAAUAUUUAAAAAAAAAACUAUUUUCAAAUACAGUUCCUGAGAAAAUGUUUCCAUGGAACAUUGGGUUUGUCAGCCUCUAUGAUUGUAAACAGGAAAUGAAUUGUUGCUUUGACAAUUAUUUCUGUACUGUAAAAUAAAUCAAAUAACAAAAGCACAACAAGAGUUUUCAAUUCUGAAUCCACCUAAAGGUUUUCUUUAGGAUUAUUAAGAAAAGAUACAUAAGCCUGGCAAAAUUUGAAGUGUACGGGUAUACUGGAGGAACAUUUCACAUUUUCUGUAAUAUUCAUGCAUUUUCUGAAAAGAUAGUAAAUAGAGGCUUAUUGAAGACUGCAUACAAUUUAGAAUUAUAUAAUUUACUUCUUUGCAGAAACGGGAAAAGGAAUUCACUGAAUACAUGCAUGAAAAAUUUGUAAAUGCAAAAGCUGAUUUCAGGGAGUUGUUAAGAGAGACAAAAGUAAUUACUUACAAGUAAGUAUAUUUUUUUACUAAUAAUGCUUUAUUUUAUAAGUCUUGUAUGCUUUUUUUAAAAAAAGGUCAUCAAAUUAUUUUUUGAUUGUUGCAUAAAAAAGGAAUACCGGUAUUACAUUUUUACACAUUGCAUCAAUCAGGACCUUUUUUAGAAUAAUUUGUCAUCUAAAUAGAAUUACCAUUAAAUAAUAUAAUAGCAUAGGAAAUCAAAGUAAACUAAGGUAUUUAUGAUGCAUUAUUGGCAUGCAUUUCUAUUCUUAUGCUUACAUGUAGAAACAUAUCAGGGGUGAACCAUAUAGUAUGUUUUCAACGGAGAGUGGACCGUGAACGCUUUAAACGCAGCGUUUUCUGUCAACCCGACGUCACUCAGGCCAAGGGGGGGAGGUUCUCGACAUGCUUCUGCAUGGUCUGGCGGUGGGGAGACCCGGCGUCUGGCCCGUGUGUAGGUGUGGGGGGGGGGGGGGCGCGGGGGGGGGGGGGGGGGGAAUUAAGAGCUCGCGCUCGACGACCCACCAACGCCAUCUCCAAUGUGACAUUAUUAGUAUUUUUUCUUACUGGGGGAGGGGGAUGUCGAUUUUGAUAAUGUGUAGGAAUGCGUAUGGGUGGGGGGUCUCAGCAUAAAAAAGUUACAUUCACAAAUUUUGCAAUAAUUAUCCUGAAAUUAGGAGUCUGUAAAUAACCUAUUUAUAUCUAUAAUUAUAAUGCUCUAAAAAUAUCACACAAUGAUUUGUAGGAAUUUUUGGUGUUUUCACAAGUUCUUUGAACUUGCUAGAUAUCACUCUAGUAGUAGUAACAAUUGGCAUAAUAGUUAGCCCACUGUUUGCCUCUCUCUCUUCUGUGGUUUGCCUUAAUUGUAUGUUCUACAUGCAUAUGGCUAUUUCCAUGGUUCCUAAAGUUUUCUAUUUCCGCUCUCCUCGCCGAAUUAAGGUUUUCCCCAGGUGCCCUAUGCAUAGUAUAGUUCUAACUAAAGGUUACACCUCGAAAUACAGUGGGUCCCCACAUAACUUAUCCGUUCCGGAACAGCAUUUGUUAUGCAGGGAAUUUGUUAUGAUGAUCAUGAUUUCCCAUAAGGUCCCUAUACAAAUUUAAUUUGUUCUGAGUACAAAGAAACUUUUAAAAAAGAUUGAAACAGUUUAAAAAAAAUUUUUAUAGAACUGCCCGACAAUCCAAAAGAAAUAAAAAAUAGUUCCCCCACUUAUCCAAACAAUUGUCAAAAGAAUUAACACACCAAAACAUAAAUAAACCAAAAAACUUGCCAACACACAAGAAUGGCACUGACUCCUGUUCCCAUUCAGAAUUACUUAGAGUGAUGCCAUUUGUAAGUAGGAUGUUUUUCUGUGGUGGUAUACAUCGAUGAGGUUAGUUAUUUGAGUUUGCUAUACGAGUCAUUUUUGGGAAAAACGUCCAUGUUUGUCAUGCCAUUUGUUCAUUAUGAGUUAUGUUCACCCACUGUAGCUACACUUUUUAAAGAUAAAGGAUUGUUAAAUACACAUAUAUAACAAAUGUAGGUCAAUAAGCACCAUCUAGUAACUGCAAACAGUUAUUAUUCAAGUGAGUUACUGGUUUGCACCUGGCCCACAAGACGUCUCAUUGGAUUAAAAGUGGAAAUAAAUUUAUGAAAACUGUAAUAUUUUGUGCUGACUUUUUGAGGCAGCCAUGAGACCCCAGGGCGGUGCAGAGGAAAAGUUGCGCAUGGGGUGGACCAGUAAUUAAACAAUGUGACGCCCUUUGUCUGGGGGUGGGGGUGUGUGUCAAAAUUGGGCUUUAUUUGGGCAUGUACAAGAUGGAUGGUCCCUAAGCCUGUGUAAUAUGUGUUAUUUAAUAGCUACACCUGAUAUUUUUUAACACGACUAUCUUUAUCUCAGGACCAAGAAAAUUUUGGAGGAGACAGAAGGGCAUCUAGAUGAUAUUGAAAAAGUUCUGGAGGUUAGUAUAAUUUAAUUCUCAAAUUUACAAUCCCACAUUUAAAAAUAUGUGCACCCAACUUCUAGAGAAAAAAAAAAUGUUACACUGCUAAAUAAAUUUACAGUAACACACUGGGUGACCUUUCUUUUAAUUUACAAUUUAUUCCCUACCAUAUUUUGAUGAAAAAAUAUCCCUCAUAAUGUGAGAAAAUUAUAUUCACUCAAUGAUAUCUGUAUUUUAUUCUGGGUUUCUUGAAUAAACCUUUUGACAAAUGCAAUUUAAACUGGUGUCAUCCAAUAAAACGUAUUUAAAAGUUAAUGUUUUGAAUCUUUUAUCAAUAUAAAUGCUAAUUUUUUUUGUAUUUCUUUUAAGAAUGACAAGCGCUACUUGACCCUGGAUUGUGUACCUGAUGAGCGUAGAAAGAUCCUUCUUUCACAUAUUGAUGAAUUACAUCAGAAAGGUGUUCCACCACCACCAACAGCAUCUGCACCAUCUCACAGGGGAUUGAAAUAAUACAGGGAUGUUUCAUGAAAACAUUUUUUUUUAAAAAUUAAUCCAUUCACUUACUUGUGUAACAGUGAUUUUUUUAGAUUGAUAAAGCACUUGGAUUUAAGUCAUGUUAAAUUUGAAUUUUUAACGCAGCAAUUUUUGGGGUGGGGUAUGUUAAUUUUUAGACUAUCAUUUGGGAAUUUUGAUUGUUAAAAUUGACAUUUUUUGUUGUUACUUUUCUUUUGCAAGACUUGGAAUUUGUGUUAUGUAAUUGCUGCAUUCCAAAAAAAAAAAAACUUUAACAGUAUAUAUAAUAAUUCAAGCGUCACAAAAUUUUUUUUUUUACUGUAAUUGUUUUUUUCAAAUAAACUUUUUCUAGGCAUUAACUUCAUAUUCUUGCUCUUAAAAUUUUUUACCCCUUUGCAUAAAGAACCCCCCAAAAAAACUCUUAGAGGAUUAAGACAAUUUUAAAUAUAUUUUUAUUUUAUUUUAUUGAUAAUUGAAUGCUAAGUUGAAUGUUAUUUUUUUAGGAAUUAACAUAAUUCCCAAAAAAAGACUAUAUAAAUCUAUUUUAUUUGUCAAUUCUUUUUCUUAGAGGCUUAUUGUUGCGUUUUUUUGUUUUUUUUUCAUGGUAUAUGGAGUCAAUUUUAUAUAUUUGAGAAAAUUCACAUUUAGACUAUUUAGAGUUUGAGUUCCUUACAUAACUGAAUUGUAAAGAUUACACAGACUGCUGCUUAAGACUAUCUCUUAAGUUGAAUUAAAUGUAAUUUUUAAAAAUAAAAUGCUGUUAUGUUUGGAUGCUGACAUUAAAAUCAUUUAUUACUAAUUACCCUUUUACUCAUUAAUUCUUACAUGAAUAUCAUUUUACAUUAAACAUUACUUAUUCA
This is a messenger RNA of Lymnaea stagnalis (great pond snail), 32529 nucleotides long. Lineage: Eukaryota; Metazoa; Mollusca; Gastropoda; Lymnaeidae. The record is from the annotation of a GenBank genome assembly.